Rana temporaria (common frog) is the source of this 3882-nucleotide messenger RNA. It is a transcript of the gene IVNS1ABP, whose product is annotated as influenza virus NS1A binding protein. Lineage: Eukaryota; Metazoa; Chordata; Amphibia; Anura; Ranidae. The transcript has 15 exons. The record is from RefSeq and is a predicted model, not a curated record. Gene Ontology annotation, molecular function: protein binding. Bases 270 to 2201 code for a protein of 643 amino acids.
UGACGCCAAUCGUUGCUGGGCAGCCGUGGUGUCAGUCAGUGUGCGAGGUCGUUGGCGCCAUUAUUUCCUGAAUCCUUCUAGGCCACCUAACCAUGAAGUGGCGUGUUCAGGACUCGCUUGUCGCCUAGCAUCAGCUGAAAGCGGACAAGGCAAACACGAGUAGUCUGUAAAGGGAUUGGCUUAGUUUGACUGGCAAAUUGACUAUUAAGCAAGUAAGCUUUAAACGUACGAACCACCUCUGUGCUAGAGAAUUGCUACAUAUAGAAAAAAUGGUUCCAAACGGAUUUCUUAGUUUUGAGGAUGAACAAUUUAUUGAAUCAUCCGUUGCCAAACUAAAUGCCUUGCGGAAAAGUGGCCAAUUUUGUGAUGUCAAACUUCAGGUUUGUGGCCAUGAAAUGUUGGCACACAGGGCAGUUCUUGCAUGCUGUAGUCCUUACUUGUUUGAAAUUUUCAAUAAUGACACCGAGUCUCAUGGAAUAUCUCAUGUUAAGUUUGAGGACUUGAAUCCAGAAGCAGUAGAAGUUCUGUUAAACUAUGCAUACACUUCACAGCUGAAAGCUGAGACUGAGUUGGUAAAAGAUGUUUACUCUGCAGCAAAAAAGCUUAAAAUCGAUCGUGUAAAGCAGGUGUGUGGUGAAUAUUUAUUAUCCACGAUGGAUGUACAGAGCUGCAUCUCGUACCGUAACUUUGCAAAUGCAAUGGGAGAUUGGCGUCUUUUAGGCAAAAUAGACAUGUACAUUCAGGAGCAUCUUCUUGAAAUUUCUGAACAAGAUGAUUUUCUUAAGCUGCCUCGACUUAAACUGGAAAUAAUGCUAGAGGAAAAUAUCUCCCUUCCAAGUAAUGGGAAGUUGUACACAAAGGUAAUCAGCUGGGUUCAGCACAGUAUAUGGGAACAUGGAGAAAGCUUGGAGACUCUAAUGGAUGAGGUACAGACGUUGUAUUACUCCGCGGAUCACAAGUUGCUUGAUGGAUAUGUCCUGGACCAACAUAAUGAUAUGUUUGCUGGUGAAGAAGAUUGUAUACAGUUGGUUCAGAAGAAAUCUCCUCGUGAAAGUGACAAGCACAUGAGCAGUAGUUCUGGGAUUCCCUCACCUUCAAGUUUUGCUGCCCCAAACCCCAAACACGAAUGGAAAGUUAUUGCAACAGCAAAAAAGUCACAUAAAUCCUACCUUUGUCUUGCGGUUCUUAACAGCACGUUAAGCGUUAUCUUCUUGCAUGGCCGCAACACCCCAUUGAGCUCCCCGUUAAAUACUCCGCGUCUAAUGAAAAGUUUAAGCCUUGAAAUACCUCCAGAUGACUCAAAUGACAAAAUCAUGUCACCAAUGCAUUAUGCUCGUUCUGGUCUGGGAACAGCAGAAAUGAAUGGCAAACUAAUUGCAGCAGGUGGCUACAACAGAGAAGAGUGUCUGCGUACAGUUGAAUGCUAUGACCCAGAAAGUGACACCUGGACUUUUCUGCCUCCAAUGAAAACUCCUAGAGCUCGGUUUCAAAUGGCAGUUUUAAUGGAUGAACUUUAUGUUGUCGGUGGAUCAAAUGGUCAAUCUGAUGAUCUAAGCUGUGGAGAGAAAUAUGACCCUAAAGCAAGUGUAUGGACACCUGUUCCGGAGCUGAGAACAAACCGCUGUAAUGCAGGUGUUUGUGCCCUCAAUGGAAAGUUAUAUAUUAUUGGAGGGUCAGAUCCUUAUGGCCAAAAAGGACUUAAAAAUUGUGAUGUGUUCGAACCUUUGUCAAGGUCAUGGACAGGCUGCGCUCAACUUAAAAUCCGAAGGCACCAAUCUGCAGUUUGUGAACUGGACAAUCAUAUGUACAUCAUUGGAGGUGCAGAAUCAUGGAACUGUUUAAAUUCCGUAGAGCGGUACAAUCCUGAAAAUGAUACUUGGACCCUAGUAGCGCCUAUGAAUGUUGCUCGUCGCGGUGCUGGAGUUGCAGUUUAUAAUGGUAAACUUUUUGUAGGAGGAGGUUUUGAUGGCUCUCGUGCACUAAGCUGUGUGGAAUCAUAUGACCCUUUGAAAAAUGAGUGGAAGAUGAUUGGAAGCAUGAAUUCUGCGAGAAGCAAUUCUGGUUUAUUAGCUAUAGGAAACAACAUAUUUGCUGUUGGUGGAUUCGAUGGAAAUGAUUUUUUGAAUACAAUUGAAGUUUAUAACACUAGCAUAAAUGAAUGGAGCUCAUACACCAAAAUGUGCAGAUCUAAAGCCUGGUAGAUGAUAUUAUUUUUUAAUUUUUUACCUUACGAGGGGUGACCAAAAAGUAAAUAGAAUGACAAAACCCAUCAUUUUUUUUUUUUUUUUUUUUUUAGACCACGUCCCCUUAAAUUUUGAAUGCAUUUGUCCUUGCAGCACCCCAAGGCACACCGUUAAUGAAAGUCAUUUUAGUGCUCCAGCCAGACGUUGGCAGCAAAUACUUAAGUCAUCAGAAAAUAUUUCCCCUACAAAGCUAUCAUCCGAUGUUAAAGCAUAAAAGGUCCCAUAUAAAUUGGGCCAAAAGUAUGAUGGAACAUUCAGUCAGAUUUGCUUAUGCUCUGCUAUAAUUUUGGGUACCUAUCAAAAUGAAUUUGUGCAGAAGCUUAUGGGCCUGUUACAACAAUGCACACAUUUCCAAGUGCUGUGGUGUAUUCAAAAUGAAUGGGCUGCAACGCAUCUCAUUGCAUGAAAAUAAAUCACAACGGACAUUUUUAUACCAUGAAAUGUCAUUCAAAAUUAGUGUUCCCAUAAUGCUCAUGUUUGAACGAGCCAUGUGCGACCAAAAAAUACCAGCCUGUAUUGGAAUACAGUUUAAAAAAAAUGGCUUAUCUUACUUGGCUAUAAACAAUGUCACAAGUACCCAGCAGUGAUUCUGUGAACUUAUUGAUCACCCCUCGUACAUUUUAGUUCAGAAUGUCACGAUGAUCUAUUGAGUUAGCGUAUUGCGUUUCCAUACUGUAUAUUUUGUUUGUAAAUUAGCUUGAAUGCGCAUUGAAAGGUUCUUUUGAAACAGGCAUGUAUUAAUUGGCAUGCGCUGCCUAUGCAUAUAUAGUACACCCCAGUGCAUGUAGCACCUGUACUGGGGGACUUAUAUGUUCCCCUCUGGCUCUCGGAGCUUUAUACACCGUUCCAUUGGUCCAUUGACACCCGGGGCUGAAUAGAACAUUUUGUAAGGCAGGUAACUGGAGAACCUUCUUUUUUAUUUUAUUUUUUUUUAAGUAGUUUUGUGCUUACUGUAACAUUACAUCAAAAAGAAUUGACAAAAUCAUUGAGAUUUAUUUUUUCACAGUCUUCUGUAAAUAUAUAAAAAAAAAAAAAAUGCACUGAGUUGUAGAAUUCCAAUCAGUAGUUUCUAGAAGGUGGAAUGUUUUUAAAUGUUUGUGCGAGUGUUCUGUGUAUUCUUCUUAGUACAGAAUGUGCUCAAAAGCCUUAUUCAAAUUUGAAGAUUGAUAUUUUGAUUAUCAAGUGCAGGAAUGCCAAAACAGUAAAUAUUUUCAGACUGCCUUUUUAUUACUUUUUGUAAGCAAACCAUGAGAGGCACAACUAAUGUUAUUACUGAAGAUUUUUUUUAUAUUUGAAAGUGUUUAUUUUGAAGGCUUUUACAAUCUAAACAUUACAUUACUGUAUGUUUUAAGUAUUCAGAAUCUCUAAUACUUGCCGUAAGUUUCUUUUCCAUUCAUCUUUUCCACUGUUUUAGAUGGCAUAUUUAUUCCUUGGUGGUUUUUGUAAGUUAAUUUUAUGAAAUCCAGCAAUCCGCCAAUAUAAUUUUUUUUUUUUUUUUUUGUAUGUCUUAAGAAGUCAAUUUCAGUAAUGUCUGUAAUAUAACGUUUUUCUAUCACUGUAAUGUUCUUAAAUAAAUUGUAUGGUAAAAAAUGUGGUGUACAAAAAAAAAACAUUUUUUUCCCCCAUCUUUUUGUGCUGA